UGGCGGAGGACCGUUCCGGGCAGUGACGCUCCGUCCUCCGCUGCUCCUUCUCUCCGGUUCCCGUCGUCCGUCUCCCCGCACGUAGAGCGCGGCAUGGGGAAUGAGGCCAGCCUGGAGGCCGGGGAGGGCGGAGGGGGAGCCGGGCAGCCUCUCCCCAGCCCCGCGGCCGCAGCUUCAGCACCAAGCCGAGGAGGACAGCUCCCCGGGCCCAGCAGCAGCGCCGCAGCCUCCGGAACCCGGCUGGGAGACGUCAGUGCUCCCGGGAGGUUGGAGAAUCCUGGACGUUUGGCUGGACAGAGUUCCACUCCUCAGACAUUUAGACAAACCCCUGAAAGCACAAAAGAAGUUAAAAGCCAUGUCUCCCCAUCCCAGCCCUCCUCUGACGUCUCCAGGAGGACGCUGCAGGUUGAAAGUAAAGGACACCGCACUGGAAGAUCACCUUUGGCAUCUCCAGACAGAGGCACCACUCCAACCUCGCCCUACUCAGUGCCGCAGAUCGCCCCUCUCCCGAGCAGCACGGUCUGCCCUAUAUGCAACACGACAGACCUCACCUCCUCUCCAAAUCAGCCAAACUUUAACACGUGCACCCAGUGUCGCAGCGAAGUGUGCAACCAGUGCGGCUUCAACCCCAACCCUCAUCUGACAGAGGUGAAGGAAUGGCUGUGCCUCAAUUGCCAGAUGCAGAGGGCUCUUGGGAUGGACAUGACCACCGCCACCAGGUCGAAGAGCCAGCAGCAGCUCCACUCUCCCCUGUCUCCUUCACUGUCUCCAGCCAAGCAGACGAAACCUCCAACUCUGUCACAGUCUCUUCAUCAGUUCCCGCUGUCACAUUCUCCACCUCCAGCAGCGCCACAUAAACAACAGCUGCCACCUGUUCAUCAGCCUUCUUCAUCCCUGCACCACCCGCAGCCCCCUUCGUCCCAGCACCAUCCGCAGCCCCCUCCGUCCCAGCACCACCCGCAGCCCCCUCCGUCCCAGCACCAUCCGCAGCCCCCUCUGUCCCAGCACCACCCGCAGCCCCCUCCGUCCCAGCACCAUCCGCAGCCCCCUCCGUCCCAGCACCACCCGCAGCCCCCUCCGUCCCAGCACCACCCGCACCCCCAGAAGGCCCAGUACCAGCCCCAAGCUCAAAGUAAAUCCCAAGCCCAACAGAAGCCCCAAACCCAGUACCAGUUUCAGGUAAAGAGUGGUGUGGAGACAUCCCUGGGGCAGGUUGAGGGCCUCACUGCAUCACAUCCACAUGGAAAACCUCAAGCCACCCAACAGAGAGAUCAAAUCAGCCAAGGACAAGCAAAAGCUUCUGCUCCUCUGGAGGCUCAGAGGAACUCCCCUCAGCACUCUCCAGGAAAACUGACCAUGGGCGAGCAGAGAAAGAGCCUGGGAGGGUCUCCAGCAAAAACUCCUGCCGCUGCUGUCUAUGGAGCCCCAGAGCAGGCCCAGGAGGGGCUGACAGGAAAGCUCUUUGGUUUUGGAGCUUCACUCUUGAACCAGGCAAGCACAUUGAUAUCAGUCCCUGAACCAACCCCACAAACUCAGCAGUCCCCGGGCAAAGUGCCUCCAAAAAUAGUGUUUAGUGAUGCAAGCAAGGACUUGGGCACAAAACCCCAGGGGUCAGCACCCACUGGCAGGGGUGAGGGCUCCCCUCUUCACAAACCCGGGAGGAGUGAACACAUUAAGCCAAAGGAUGUGCCGAAAGUCAUGUGCCCAUUGUGCAAAACUGAACUGACUGUGGGAUCCAGCGACCCCCCCAACUACAACAGCUGCACCUCCUGCAAGAAGCAAGUGUGCAACCUCUGCGGCUUCAAUCCGACACCCCACCUGGUGGAAAAAAACGAAUGGUUGUGCUUGAGCUGCCAAACUCAGCGGUUAUUAGAGGGAAGCCUAGGAGACGCUCCACCAUCUCCCUUACCACCGUCCAAACAAGGUUCUCCAAGGCACCAGCCAGGAAUUUCCGUAGGAGCAUCUCCCAAACAUCUCUCUGGAGCUCUGUCAUCAGGUUCACCAAGACAUCAGACGGCUCCAAGCCAGACAGCGCUGGCCCAUCCUCAGAAGAGCGCACCUGUAUCCACGGCAUCUCCUCAGCAUCAGGCCGGAGCAGGGAGUCAGCACAGGGGGACUGCAGGACAUCCCCCCGAGACCACACAUGACAAGAGAAGUUCUCAACCCAACCACCUCAAGAGCUCAGAACAAAUCAAGAGUGAAGAUAGAAAACCCCCAGAAGACGUGUCCCAGCCCAAAGCCCCUACAGAUUCUCAAAAGUUGUCAAAGCAGACGGUGCCAAAAGGUAAAACCGUGGGCAGUAAGAAAGAGUCCGGGACAAAGAGUGGGAAGUCGUCCUCCGAAAUCCAAAAGAUGAAAGACCAAGAGGAUAUAAGCAAGCCUUAUUCCCAUGACAUGUCCCGCAGCCCUCAAAGCCUUAGUGACACAGGAUACUCCUCUGAUGGAAUUUCCAGCUCACAAAGUGAGAUUGCCGGACUGGUGCAACAGGAAGAAGAGAAGUUAAAUGCAACAGGCAUAUCUCAACGCAGCCCACCAAGCCCCUCCGAGCUUACGAAAUUGGAAAGUUCUGUUAGACCACUGCUGGAAUCGAAAGGUUCUUCCCAAGGUGACAGGUUCCGUGGCGUACGAGAAGAUCAAAAGCAGAGACCAAGGUCACUAUCCAUUACCCCUGAAGCUUUUGACUCUGAUGAAGAAUUGGAAGAUAUCCUAGAAGAAGAUGAAGAUUCAUUGGAAUGGGAUAACCAGAGGGAUCAGAGGGAGUGCACAGAGUCAUCAGAUGAUUUCGGAAGUAAGUUGCGCCAUGAUUAUGUUGAAGACAGUAGUGAAGGUUUCUCUCCGUUACCCAUUAGGCAACAAAAGGGAAACUUCUCAGAUGAAGAAUUUAUGAGAAGACAACUUUUGGAAAUGAGUGCAGAAGAAGACAAUUUGGAAGAUGAUGAUCAGCAUUAUAACCACGUAAAAUACAGCAGUAGUAAAAAUGGACACAAAACAGACUCUGAAAAAGCCAAAGGUAUGUCCUCCUCCUCCAAGAGGUCUGUAACUUAUAACUCCAAUGACGUGUACGAUGACAGUCGAAAAGACGUAGAUGUGGAGGAGGAAGAAGACGUGUCUGCUACUCAAGGAGGGCUGCGACGAUUUAAGACCAUUGAGCUGAAUAGCACAAAUAACUAUAACAGAGACAUUGAUCUUGACCAGGAGACAGACAUUAGUUUAGAUAGGGAACCAGAGUUAGAGAUGGAAAGUCUGACUGGGUCACCAGAAGAACGAUCCAGAGGAGAAUAUUCUUCUACAUUACCUGCAACAACACCCAGCUACACAAGCGGAACAUCACCCACAUCAUUGUCAUCACUUGAAGAAGACAGUGACAGCAGUCCUAGUCGAAGACAACGCCUGGAAGAGGUCAAGCAACAGAGGAAGGCUCGCCACCGCUCACAUGGUCCUUUACUGCCCACUAUUGAGGAUUCCUCAGAGGAAGAAGAACUGCGAGAGGAAGAAGAGCUCUUACGAGAACAGGAAAAAAUGAGAGAAGUGGAACAGCAGAGGAUUAGAAGCACGGCCCGCAAGACCAAAAGAGACAAAGAAGAACUAAGAGCCCAAAGAAGGAGAGAGAGAUCAAAAACACCACCCAGCAAUCUGUCUCCCAUUGAGGACGCAUCACCCACGGAGGAAAUGAGACAAGCUGCCGAGAUGGAGGAACUGCACAGAUCUUCUUGUUCUGAAUAUUCGCCUUCCAUUGAUUCAGAGGCAGAAGGUUUUGAAAUGAUUGCUUCUAAAUUGUAUAAAUCAGGGAGUGAAUACAAUUUGCCAACGUUUAUGUCUUUGUAUUCUCCAACAGAAAAGACUUCCACUAACUCCACUGGUAAUAAACCUCUAAAAAGUGCUGAGGAGGUUUAUGAAGAAAUGAUGAGAAAAGCUGAACUGUUCCAGAAAGAGCAGCAAUCACCGCAGAACCUCACCUAUGGGAACAACUAUCAGCAGGUCAGCUAUGACGGCAUCCAGAAUCAGAACAACUAUGAGUAUCAGUAUAUAGAUGAUUAUGGCUACGAUGGCAAUAGAAGCAGAGGUUUGCAGAACGACUACAAUAUGGACUUAACAACCCCUGGGACGGUGUAUGAUGAAAUUUUGCAAACCUCUCAGAAUAUCUCAAGAAUGCAUCAGUCGUCAUCAAUUGACCUACAGGAAGAGAAGAAGAUGGAGGCCUGUGCUGAAAAGCAAUUCUUAAAUGCAGAGAAUGCGUACAAUGAGAUGUUGAAACAGGUUAGUGGUCCACUCACUCCUGGAACAAGCCCAACUCAGCUGUCUGCCCCAGUGUCAUUUGCUUCUUCUGAAAGCCUCUCUGGACGGGUCAUACCAGAUGUGCGGGUAACUCAGCACUUUUCUAAGGAUGGGCUUGAUCAGACAAAACUUCAUAGUUCAGCCUCAGUUCCUAGCUCAAAAGCAAUAUCAUCUACUUAUCACUACAGCAAAGUUUCCACUACCUCGACAUCUACAUCAACUACCCCUGGUGCAAAUGCUGAGAGAGCAUCUCCUUCCCACAGAAGCUAUGGACAAUCUAGAGGAAGCUUGGCCUACAGUACAAAUGAAGAGCAAUAUAAAAACAGAAUAGCCACUGACAUAAAUGCAUCAAUGGAUAAAGGACAAAGUGGCGGGACUAAUGCAUCAUUGACAUCAAAAGUUAUUUCUUUCUUCAAGACUACGAGCCCCCCUCUGUCUCCAUCCUCACCCACACAAAGCCCGACUCAUUCAUCGCCAAGAGUUAAUAUGUCUGCUGGAAGCAGGAGUACUGCUGAGUUUUCCUCCCAGGCGCAGAUGAUCCAUAGGCUUGACAGCUCUUCUGUACAGACAUCACCAAUGGUAGCUCAAGGAACACAGACUCCAGACCGUACUCGGUCACCUCGCCUGUCUAGACAGCAAUCUUCUCAAGAAUCUCCAUUCAUGGUUAUUACAUUAGCGUCUGAUUCCUCCACCCAAACUAAACCUAAAAGUGUCAGUUCCUCUACUUCCCCAGUCACAUCACCAACUAGGUUAAACCGUCAGCAAACUUUCCAUAGUUACAGUCAAACACCAGUCAGUAGUUCACAAUCCCAGCAAGAACAAAUACAGUCCAGCUACACUAAGACACACACAAUUAUAGAAAGGUCUCCAGCUUCAGGAAUACACAUGGUUUCCCCUAAAGGCCAGCCGACUGCUACGGUAGAUGGUUCCAGCAAUACUUAUAACUGGGGUUCCCUGCCACCAGAGAACAUAUCACUGUGUAGAAUCUCUUCUAUUCCUGGCACCUCCCGGGUGGAACCCGGCCCCAAACCUAGCAGCAAUGCGGUCGAUUUACGAACAGCUAUGAAAAGUACUCCAGUCAUUAUGACUGAUCAGGGCAUGGAUCUCACGUCUUUGGCAACUGAAUCUAGAAGAUAUUCCUUGACCAUGGAUUCAUCGCCAGCACGCCAGUCUACUGCUAUCCAGCCCUUAAUCGUGAACUUGAAUGCUCAAGAACAACCUCAUGCUGUUAUUGGCACACCCACCACUGUUAGCAUAACUGUUGCUUCCUCCAUGAUUGUAUCACAGCCAAAACAACCCAUGGUCUAUGGCGAUCCAUUUCAGAAUAGGGUAGAUUUUGGUCAAGGGACAGGAAGUGCAGUGUGCCUAACACAAGUCAAACACAUUGAACAAACAGCCCAGUCUGGGGUAUUGAGAGGAAGUGGUGGCAAACCAGAAGAAGCAGCAGGCUUGCAGAAAGAGAUGUUUGCAAGAUAUAACCUUCCUAGCCAGAUCACAUCUACAGUUAAACGAGAGGUCGGCUCUCAACCUGGCAAUACUCAAAACAUUGCCAACAUUAGUGCUAUGCCCAGACAAUUCCAACAGGACCAGGGCGUAGGUUAUACAGAUGCAUAUAAGGGCGUCUCUGAGCCUCAAAUUCAGCAUCUUCCUAUCAGUUUCCCGGGUAGCCAGCCCCACUCCAUGAUGGUGCACCUGGAUGAGAAGACUCCUGGCGCUGUCACAAAACUCAUGAAAGAAGAGCAGGCUCCAAAUGCCCUAGACCUCACGGGAAUGAAACCCGAAAGCCAAGUGGUGUGCUGUGACGUGGUAUACAAGUUCCCCUUUGGUGGCAGUUGUGCUGGUGGUUAUAAUUCUAAAGUACCAGAGAAAAGCACCGGGGAAGCAGCGCAGGCAGCGAGGCCAGGUGUGCAGUACUAUGGUCAGAGAGAACAAGAACUUCCAGAAAGCUAUCAAUAUAGAGAAUCAAAGCCUGUGGUGCCGCCAACUCCCCCACCUUCUGCACCUGCCCAGAAUUUUUAUGAGGAGCAGAAAUUCUACCCUUAUGCCCCGCCGCCAGGAAGGCUGCAUUCAUCCAUGUCAGAGACCAAUUUAUCUGAUAUUGGUCUGUAUCAACCUUACCAGAACCAGAAUGCAGGAGGAGAAGGUGCGAUGGAUCUAAGCACCAUGAAAAGCACCUACAGCAUGAACUUCAGUGAUGCCAACUACAUAGGUCAGGGGCUGCAGUACGGUUCAUUUACUGAUCUCCGACAGAGCACUGAUUUAUUUAAUAGUUCACUACCCAUAAGACGAUAUAGCUCAAUGUCCAAUAUAUACUCUGACUACAGAUACUCUGCUAGAGAUCUGUCUAAUUUUCAAGAGUCAAAUCUUGCUCAAUACAGUGCAACAACAGCGCGAGAAAUCAGCAGAAUGUGCGCUGCCCUCAACUCUAUGGAUCAGUAUGGCGGGCGACAUACAAACAGCCCAGAUCUAUUGCAGUAUGGACCUAGUUCAGUUGGUUCAGGGCCAGCAGCUAAUCUGCUAUCAAAUCAGCAAGGAAUGGCACCCAUUAGGCAAAACAUGAUGUAUGGUCCUCAUUUCUCAGAAAGCCGUCAAGGCUUUGGAGGCUUAGGACAGUAUAAUAUGCCUGGUCCGAGAUCUGCAGCUAUCCGACAGAUGUACCCCGCUGCAGCCACUGUCAGAGCAGCAGAUGGCAUGAUUUACUCCACUAUCAAUACACCUAUAGCUUCUACACUUCCUAUCACCACUCAGCCAGCCUCUGUACUAAGACCAAUGAUCAGAGGUUUGUAUAGACCAUAUGCCCCUGGCAGCGUCACUGCCGUUCCUUUAGCAAGUCUCACCAGGGUGCCACUUGUCACUCCAAGGAUGCCAUUGGGACCCCAGUCAAUGUACCGCUAUCCUGCAGGCAAUAGAGUUCCAUUUGCUUCAUCAGGAUCAACAUUUGAUACCCCUGUUUAUUUGGGAAAACCUGCCAGCACUAGUACAACAUGUACGGUCAGUUCAACCACCGUAUCAUCGCUCCCACCCGUGUCCACAGUAGCUUCAGCCUCUGCAGUAACAUCUCACAUAUGUUCAGAUACAACAGCCACAGAUGCCCCUGCCGAGGUUCCAACUGUAUCCUUAGGGGUGCAGAGUUCUUCCAAAGAACCCAGCCAGCCCCAGCAGAAGACCCCAGCUGAGAGCCAGGCAGCAGCAAAUAAAGCUUUGGCUGAUAAGGAGGAGAAAGAGAAAGAAGAAGAGCGGCAGAGGAAACAGCAGGAACACUUGCUUAACAUUGAAAGAGAGAGAGUAGAAUUAGAGGCACUGAGGCAACUGCGAUUACACGAGGAGCUAGAGAGGGAACGCUUAGAACUGCAGCGGCACAGAGAGAAGGAGCAGAUGCUGGUACAGAGAGAGCUCCAGGAGUUGCAGUCCAUUAAGCAGCAAGUGCUUCAGCAGCAGCAAGAAGAGCGCCAAGCACAGUUUGUCCUGCAGCGGGAGCAGCUAGCACAGCAAAGGUUGCAUAUUGAGCAGAUUCAACAGCUGCAGCAACAUCUUCAACAGCAAAUGGAGGAGCAGAAAAGGCAAAAGACUUCCAUCCCUCCAGCUUGUGAUCAAACAGUGCGCCUUCCACCCCAGACAGUUUCAGAAAUGACCAUUGAAAUGCAAAGAACCCUUGCUCAAAGUGGGCAGUACUGGCCAACAGUAAAUCCACCAUUCAUUGCGAUGGCUCCAAGUGUACCAGAUGCACAGGGACAACAACGCUACCCAGGACCUCAGAGGCCACUUACUAACUCUGCCUCAGAGAUGUCACUACAAACAGAUGAGCAGUGGGAAGUGAAUAGAACUAUAAAGAAAAGGAACUCAAUGCCUCGUCUCAGGGAUGCCUACAACAAUGAUGACAACCAUGACCCAUACAUCGUCAAGAAGAUAACGGACAGUAGCGUGCAGACUGAUGAUGAGGAUGGCGAAGACAGGUUUUAUAUAUCACGCAGGCGCCGAACAAAAAGAAGUACUGACUGCAGUGUUCAGACAGAUGACGAAGACAAUGCAGAAUGGGAACAACCAACACGCAGACGUAGAUCGAGGUUCUCCCGACAUUCCGACUCCAGCUCAGAUAGCAAGCAUGACUCUAAAGGAACAUCAAGUAUAGCAAUCCAGACCAUCAGUGAUUGCUCUGUCCAGACUGAGCCAGACCAGCUGCAGAGAGUCUCACCAUCCAUACAUAUAACCACGCCAGAUCCCAAGGUGGAAAUAGUAAAGUAUAUAUCAGCUCCAGAGAAGACACAGAAAGGUGAAAGUCUUGCCUGCCAGACAGAACCAGAAACCCAGUCACAUGGAAUUGUGGUUCCACAGCUUAGCGUCCCUACAACUAUAUCCCCUUACUCCUCUAAUAUACAGACGGCAACUUCUGGGCCUCUGGAUACUAAUAUGCCACGACAACAAGGAGCCGCCAAGUUCGAGAAGAAGAGGCCGGAUCCUCUGGAGAUUGGUUACCAGUCUCAUUUGCCAGCAGAUACACUUUCUCAGCUAGUUAAUCGGCAGCCCCCCAAGUCUCCCCAAGUUCUUUACUCUCCAGUGUCACCACUUUCACCUCACAGAUUACUGGAAUCUAGCUUUGCUUCUAGUGAAAGGCUGAACAAAGCCCAUGUUACCCCUCAAAAGCAUUUCACAGCUGAAACUACCCACCGACAGCAGAUUCUACCACGUCCAAUAAAAAGCAUGCAGAGAUCUUUGUCGGAUCCUAAACCCCUAAGUCCUACAUCUGAGGAGUCUGCCAAGGACAGGUUCUCUUUGUAUCAGCAUCAGUUACUGCAAGGUGGUCAGAUUUCAGCUUUCCAGUCAAAUACUUUGACACGCAAAGUGAAGCGAACCCUGCCCAGCCCUCCUCCUGAUGAAGCUCACCUUCCACUGACCACCAGUCAGGCUCAUUCCCAAAUAUACAUGCCGAAUCUCACACAGAAGAUAACAGGAGGCCAAGCCAUUCAGAUGCCAAAAGUUGGUUUUCUUAAAACCAUUGACCAUGAUCUGAAGAUUGUAGAGCAAGAAUCCACUAAACUACGCAAACAGCAGGCUGAGCUGGAAGAGGAAGAAAAGGAGAUUGAUGCUAAACUGAAGUAUUUAGAACUUGGCAUCACUCAGAGGAAGGAGUCCGUUGUGAAGGACAGAGGGGGUACCAGAGAUUUUUCUUACCUCAGAUCUCUGGGUGAAAAUAGGGAUUACAUGUCAGAUAGUGAGCUCAACAACAUGCGAAUGAAUGGCUAUGACGGCAGCACUCUCUUAAGCAGGACUAGCACAGCCCCCCAGUAUACCGACUUUCAGGCCACACAACAGUUUCAAACAUCAUCUUCUGCUUAUACAUCUAACACCUAUCAGUACUCUACUGGCCAAACAGUGGCCCCAGUUUCUGCACCUGCCCAGCAGACGAGGUUUCAGCAGCCACAGUACCCUGUGUCUAGUAACGGUCCAUCACAAAACAACUUCCAGACCCAAUUACCCAGUUAUCCUGCACAAAGUUCAUAUCAGACUCACAGCAUUGCACCAACAACAGGUUAUCAGACAGAUGUAGGCCUUCAGAGUCAUACUGCUUUCAGGCCACCAAAUGCUUAUCAAGCCCAAACCACCUAUGCUAAUCAAGCUCCAUUGCAAACCACUUUACAAGCAGGGUUCCCACCACAAGCUGAGAGUCAAGGCACUCAUCAGAAACCUCGGCAGACAUCACUGGCUGACCUAGAGCACAAAGUCCCUACCAAUUAUGAAGUCAUUGGAAACCCCACAGUAGUCAUAUCAUCAGCAACGCCCGACUCUGGUUUCAGUAACACAACUGUGUGCAGUAAUUAUGACCAGUACAAGACCACCGAGGUAAGACAAGCAGAAAGGGCUAGCGGAGCAGAGAGUCCCACCAAUAGUUAUCCUUCAGACUCUCUCUAUACAAACUUAGAACAAAACAUUCCUCGUAACUAUGUAAUGAUUGAGGAUAUCAGUGAACUCACAAAAGAGAACCCUCCAUCAUCAGAAAGCCAAAAAAUAGAACCUGGACCCCAGUCUCUGCAGCACAAAAGUAAUGGCCGUCACAUGCAAGAGAAAAAUGGCCACGUGGAAAGUGAAGGUUCAAGCAAGCCGCCAUGCUGUUAUUCCAGAGCCGAGGAAGAGUCUGAAGAAGAUGUAUAUGAUCAGCAUGGCACAGAUUACAGAGGGAGAAGCAGCUAUCAGCGAAGCAAUGACAGCAAUGGCAGAGACUCCUAUUAUUAUGGAGAUAAUGAUUCUAGGCACUCUACGCGUAUAGAGAAACACGGAUCUGGUGUUGGAAUGCAGAAACAUUCCUCUAAAAAUCUGGCGCCUGCUGUCGUGUCAUCUAAGAGAAGUAAACACAGGAAGCAAGGAAUGGAGCAGAAAAUCUCAAAGUUUUCUCCUAUCGAGGAAGCUAAAGAUGUAGAAUCUGACCUGGCUGCUUCCUACCCAGUGACCUCCUCAAUAAGCAGCAGCAGCAGCGUCUCCUCCAGAGCUAAGAAACUGCAGGAUGAGAUUACUUAUGGCUUGAAGAAAAAUGUAUAUGAACAGCAGAAAUAUUAUGGCGUAUCCAGCAGAGAUAUUAUGGAUGAAGAUGAUAGAAUUUAUAGCAGCGGAAGCCGCUCGCGCUCUGCAUCCAGUUAUGGUAUGGAAAAAUCAAGUCGUGACUCGGGUAGCGGUCGAAGUAAAUCUUAUGAACGGGACAGUUCAGAUAGGUAUCACAAAUCAAGUUCCAAACCUUCAAGUCUUACAAUGAGUCAAAGCCGAGGAAGAGCUCCAGUACGGACACAGGCCUCAGAAGAAGAGAGUCCUGUAAGUCCUCUUGGGAAGUCCGUUGGUGGUCCUCGUUCGUCCGGUGGCUCCAUGCCUCUUUCUGCAGUGGACAGUUGUCCUCAGUUCUGUUCCAGCCACUCAUUGCCUGACGUACAAGACCAUGCUAAAGAAGUGCCAAGAAACCAUACCUAUAAACAAGAAGAUGCUUACAUGAUGGACGAUUCCCACUGUGUAGUGUCAGACAGUGAAGCCUAUCAUUUGGGUCAGGAAGAAACUGAUUGGUUUGACAAACCAAGAGAGGCUCGUUCUGAUCGGUCAAGAUAUUAUAGCAGCCACUCCUCAUCACAGAAGAAAAUGCCGGUCAAACACACAUAUCAUGAUUAUGAUGAACCUCCUGAUGAGGAUAUGUGGCAACAUGAGGAAUAUUCUCAGCCUUGUCCUUCAUCAAAAGAACACAGACAUCAUGGAGACUCUGGAAGGCAUUCUUCUUCUUCCCGACACCUGGAUGAACAGUCUAGACGAUCAUCUAAACAGCACCCAAGAGAUCAAGGGAGACAUGAAUCACGCUCACAUUCCCAGUCUGCCUCAGCUUUGAAGAAGUCGCAGCAGUCAGAUUCUAGAUCACAAUCUGGCUAUCCAACAAGUUCCUCCGACUAUUCCCAACAGUCAAGGCAAACAUUGAGUUAUCACCAUAGCUCAGAAACACAGAAGCCCCAGAAGCAAUCCCAGAUAUCACAGCAGCAAAAACCAGACUCUCAUCACCAGGGAUCACAGCAAGCAAGACCGCCACAGACUGGACAACAGCAGCAAGCAAGACAGCAGCAACCUCAGCAACAAGGUUCCAGACAGCAGCAGCAGGUGUCCGGGCCUCCGCAACAAGGGUCUCACCAGUCUUCUCAUCAGCCCAUGCCUCAUCAAACUUCACAUCAAACUACUCAUCAGCAGCCACCGCCUCAGCAAGGACCAAGUCAACCAACUAGGACACAAGUGCAACAGCAACCGCAACAAAAGCAGCAGACACCUGGUAGCCAGGGGCAGACUGCGCCACGACAACAGCAGCCGCAGCCGCCCGCACCUCAAGGACAGGUGCCAUUACGGACACAACAGCAGCAGCAGCAGCAGCCACAACAGACAGUGAAACCGCAGCAGAACCUGCAACCUACUGCCCAGCAAUCUGCACAACCAAAAGUAGAACCAAUGGAUGCCUCUAAGAUGACAACAAAGCCAGCGACUCAGCCAGGAAGGGGGCCACAGACAUCAGUGGCAGGCGCUCCUGCAGGUGCAAAAAUUGGGCCAAAACCAACCACAACAGGAGCGGCCCCAGGACAGCCUGGCCCCGAAGGUGAAAGCAUGUUUUCCAAAAUCCUGCCUGGAGGAGCAGCUGAACAAGCUGGCAAACUGACUGAGGCGGUGUCUGCAUUCGGCAAGAAGUUCUCCUCAUUUUGGUGAGCGCCAUCAGAGGGUGGAGAUCUGAAGGAAGAUAUAAAGAAGAUGAUAAAAUGCAGCGCUGGACUCUGAGUAUAAAAUCUUUUGCAGGAGAUGUUGACGUCUGCAUCACUGAGCUGCUGGGAGAGGUGACCACAUGUGAGAACAAGAUGGAAACCUCGGAAAGAGCAUGGAUCAAAUACAUGGCCAUAAGGAACAACCCCCGGAGAGCAGUGAUAGGGGCACCCAGUGCCAGGACUCCUCAGCCGGGGUGGGCUCCUCUAUUCUCUCUCCUAGAUCUUAGACUCAGAGUUCUGUCUUUGCUCUCAUUAUUUCUCCACAUAUCUUCCUGAGAUCUUCACCAACGAGCUUUGAUUCUAGGGCUUGGAGUGACAAGCUCCACAUUCUGACAUCAUUCCAUCUCUGAGGCGCGGCGUCCUGUGCUCCCGCUCUGUCGGGGGAGGGGGCCAUUAAAUACCAAAUCCAAGAGGAGACGUGAGGACCGGUCACUGUUCAGCUACUCAAGAAUGAGGCCAUAGGACUCUGAGAGGCAGUGUGCUGCAUGGCCGCCACCUACAAUAAUAAAUGGCAGCCAGACAUACCUGUCACUGAUCAGUAAGCCAUCAAUUAGCCAUCCCAAUGGCGACUCCACAUCUGUGGCGUUUCUUGUGUUGGGUUCAUCGGCCUUAACAUCUCGGUUUGGUUUUGUCAUAUACCUCGUAUUUAUUUCGCUUUUGUAUUUAUUGCGCUUUGUUCUUAUGAUUUUUCUCCUUUGUGAUUGGUUUUGCAAAUUGGGUUUCUCCAGAAGCAAUAGAGAGCAGACAAAGAGCACAAGAUGGCGGGAGCGUGUCCUCCUGUCUCUCUCUUCUAAAGACGAAUAAACUGUGCACUUCCUAAGCCAUCUCCAGCGGGCAUGCUCAGAGAGACGGUCUUCACACCCCGAGAGCCUGUCCUUCUGCUGCAUGUGCCCUUAUGGAACAAGUCAUCCCCAUCCAGAACUGCUCCAGUAUUGUAAUGUUGCUCCUGUGUAUGCGUACUGUAAAGCGCUCCCUGUCCUGUUGAGCAUGCUCAGAGCUGACACUGCUCUGUCCAUUGGCGCUUCCAUUCAUUCAAUGAUCAUGUCUAAUUGUCUAUGCAAUUGGUCUGGGGGGAGGGCUGGGGGGGCUGGGCGAUGCCGUCUCCAUAUUUAUCUGCAUUUCAAUGUUAUUAUGUAGAUGGUUUCUUUGGAUCCGUGACCCUGGAUUGAUAUGUUUCUACCCGUGUGUAUGAUGUUAGUGGCAUGUUUGACUCCAAUAAGGAUUUUGCCAAAGGCUCGUAGCCAUAUAGCCUGUGCGACUCGUGUCUUCUUCUGAUGCAUGGCUUGCUACUCUGUACUGUGCACGCUUUCAUCUCAUUUCUAAUGACUGCAGAUUCUUGCCCCCCGUAUCUCCCCGUGUGGCCCUAGUUUAGAAUCCUCCAUUUGCACUUGGAAUUGACGGUGGUCCAAGAACAAAGACUAAUGAAUAAAAGGUCUAAAGAGUGUGAAGGAAGCUGAGUGGACGUCUGCAGGGUCUGUAUAACGAGCAGGUUCAUAUCUGGAGACCCCAUAAGGGCCCAGUCACUGCAUUCACCCUGGAAGGGCUGAGCAAUGGUGAGGAAGAGCGUUGGAUGCUGGGAGUAGUAAGAAAGCACAGAGAGAUCAUUCCCAUCAUGCCCCCAGAGGUUGUCUCCAGGGAAGAGGCUGUCCGCUGGUCACGUGACACGUCACCGCUCUUCCUGCGAUGAAUGUAGAAUAUUAUAGGGCAUUAUUGAGAGGUCGGACUAUGACCCAUACAGGUCUGUGGGGUCCCCCUCCUCCAGAGGUUAUUAGGGUGCAGAUGAUAUGUGCGGUGAUAGUUGCAGUUAAUGUUGUCGCUGGCUCGUCCUCCGGCCACACUGUAUAUAUAUCUGUACAGCGUGUAAAUGACCCUGUGUUAGAAAGUAAUGGAAAAAUGGCAAGGCAUGAAGCAGCUGGCGCUGUGGGGCCACGCCCUCUGGUCCAUCCGCCAUGCUAACGCUUUUAUAUAGAGAGUGGAUAUUAUAUUCCUGUAGACAGAGAGGAUGCAGCAUCAUGGCUGACAGAGGCCUCCGAGCGACACCCCGGAAGGUCCUGUCAUCUUCCAGGAUGUCGACUCCUGGGAGCGACUCUCACUUUUGCGUUGUUUGGAGGGUGGGGGGGGGGGGGGGGGCGGUAGAGGAAGAUAAUGAGAAAGUUCUAUAUAUAAAACAUAAAAUUCUAUUUAAAAGUCUAAAAUGGUAAUGUUUCCGGUGACUGUGUAUAUGAAUGCU
Messenger RNA from Bufo bufo (common toad), 14766 nucleotides. RefSeq names its product bassoon presynaptic cytomatrix protein (gene BSN). The record is from RefSeq and is a predicted model, not a curated record. The coding region runs from base 94 to 12483 and encodes 4129 amino acids. The transcript has 13 exons. Gene Ontology annotation, cellular component: cytoskeleton of presynaptic active zone; axon; GABA-ergic synapse. Gene Ontology annotation, molecular function: metal ion binding; structural constituent of presynaptic active zone. Gene Ontology annotation, biological process: presynaptic active zone assembly; protein localization to synapse. Lineage: Eukaryota; Metazoa; Chordata; Amphibia; Anura; Bufonidae.